Molecule: messenger RNA, 1971 nt
Organism: Diospyros lotus (date-plum)
Lineage: Eukaryota; Viridiplantae; Streptophyta; Magnoliopsida; Ericales; Ebenaceae
Exons: 2
Coding region: 279-1754 (491 amino acids)
Source: RefSeq, a predicted model, not a curated record
GCACUCCAUUUGGCAUUUGCAACCACAAAGUGCCUUGUUUGUUUCCGAUUCCACGCCACGCAUAUCCAGCAAGUAGAGAGAGAGAGGGGGAGGGAGUUGCAGAGACCAGAAGAAGAGCUCGCAUUCAGUGAAGAAGACGCUAUUUGGGCUCCGAAUAGCUGCUCAAAACUCGCCAACUACCGUUGGGAUUUUCUCGCCGCUUUCUCUCUCUGCAGGUAGAUUACGUGAAUUUUAAGUUUGGAAGAAAGUAAAGUUUGGACACGUCCUGGAGCACCAUCAUGUUCAAGCAGUCUCCAAGUAGAAACCACAGGUCCAAAGGCAUCAAGGUUAAACAUGUCCUGCAAAUUUGUGUGCUGAUUGCUGUUUGCUUUUGGUUGAUUUACCAAGUUAAGCAUUCCCGUGAUAAGAAGAGAGCAUUUGAUGAAAAUGAUGCAAAUAUCUCCCUUAGAAAAUAUGGUCAUAGUGAAAAUUCAAAGAUUGGAAGAAAAGAACUCAUUCCUCGUGUUGAGGAAGCAACAAUGAAAAAUGAGAAGGGCAUUGAGAAAGAAUCAGAAGAGGAAAAUAGAGGAGAUGAAGAAGAAGAGGAAGAGGAGGAAAAGAACAAGAAUGAAGAUGAAGAAGAUGACAGCAAGACUGAAGAGAAACAAGAUGAGGGGAGAAGGGGUGAUGAUGAGAUAGAAGAACAUGAUCAAGAGAAAUCUGUGUUGGAGGUUGAGCAUGAGGAGGAUCUCAUAGAUGAUACAGAGAAAGAAGAAGUUGAUGAGAAGGAAGAUGAAGAUAAAGAAGACCAAAAUGAGAAUGACAGCUCCUUGGAGGACCAUGAUAAUGAAGGAGGUAAUGAGAAGGCUCACGAAGCGCGUGAGGAACAAUAUAGAGCUGAUGAUGCUUCCAGUGCAGUGGUUCAUCAGGCUGAAGCUAUUAGCACCGAAACUGAAAGUGAAAGUGGAGAAAACUCCAAUGACAAUACCAAAAUGAAUGUUGUAGAAGAGGAUAAUGAAGCGCGUGACACCCAAGUACAUGCUGGAAGCCAGAAUACUACAGACUUAAAGGUUGAGAAAGAUGAUCAGGCUGGAAAUGGUAUUUCUGUAAAUACGACAGAGACACAAGAUAAGGUCGAUGAGAAUCACAAGAUUCUUUCAUCCCUAUCGGAGAACAGCUCAAUUGUGAAUUCUACCAUGACAACUGAGGCCAACAAUCAAGCAGAAGCAGGCAGUAACUCUACAGAAUCGAGUUUGGAAACUAACAAUUUAUCCCUGCAGAAUCAAACAGAGACUGAACCGGAUGCAGCUGCAGCCCAAAAUGCCACGACAAGGGUGACAACUUCGGAAGGCUCCCUGCAGGCAAUGGCCCUGGUGCCCGAAAAUAAGUCUGACACAGCUACAAAUGACAAUCAAUCGGACUCUUCGAUCACUUCCAGUAACACUGAAAAUACUGUGCUCAGGGGGGAAUUGUCAAAUUCUUCUACUACAAAUUCCUCAAGUGGAGUAGAGGGCCAGUCUGGUUCAUCGACAGAUGCCAAAAACAUGGACGCAAGCCAGAAUUCUGAUAAAUCUGAAACCAGAAUCGGAACAGAUGGAACAGAUGAAAGCUUCAACUCUUCUGAAACUGGGAAUGGAGAGGUAGCUAACCACGAUCCUGUUGAUUCUUAUGAUUCUUCCGUUCAGUUGGAGGAGACCCACGUUCGGACCGAUCUCGACACCUUGCCGGAGAUUACUACUGAAGCAAGCAACCACGGCGAUGGUGCGGCUGAAUGAGUACUUAGAUUUGAAUGGUUAAUUUGUUAUUUCCUGGUGGUAUAAUAUCUAUCUGGGUUUUGCUUGAUGUUCAUAGCCAUAGGACUCUGCUUGAUUGUGUGAAAUGUAGCUUGAUGCCUUGCCUUUAUAAACUACGGUUUCAAUUUUGCAGGCAACUUUACAGUAUUUGAAGUUCUAAAUCUGUCCUUAAACAGAAAGUAAAGGACACAAUUUUUAA